UCUGUCCUUCACUUCCACACUAAUCCUGUUAGCAGAGUUCCUCUAUAAUCCUCCCACAGCAUUUUCGAUCCCUGCAGGUCUUCACAGCUUCAGCUCGGUGGGAUGCUGCUGGACCCUGACUGAAGAACUCAGGAUGUUGAGCUGGGUGGUCAAGGUCGUGCCCCAGCCGCCUGAGCCUCCGUCCAAAAAUGCUGAAGAGAAAAAGGAGGAGAAACCAGCCGCAGCCCCACCUCCUCCUGCUCCAGUUGCCCCUCCAGCUCCGCCCCCUGCCGCCCCGCCUGCUGCUGACAAGAAAGUGACAUUUAAAGAUGAGUGCAAAAAUGAAGCUGACAAACCAAAGCAAGACGGACACGUAGCAGAGGCAAACAGCUCUCAGCCUGGUGUGUUGACAUGGAUCAGCAGCACUCUGCCUCAGCCGGCAUCCUCACCCAAAGUGACCCGAGCAAACUCUGUAAACAAGGAAGAAAAUACGACCAGUAAAGCAGAAGAAGAUAAGGGAAUGAUAGCAUGGAUCGCUCAGGGUCUGGAGAAAGUUAUUCCUCAUCCUGAUGUGAAGCAGCCAGCUGAGGUGUGUCCAGCACCUGCUGCACCAGCACCGGCACCACCUGCACCAGCACCAGCACCACCACCAGAACCAGCACCAGCACCAGCUCCACCUCCAAAGCCUCAGGUUACUGUAGUGGAGGUGAAACCAAAAACUGAGGAGAAAACAGAAAAAACUGACAACAAGCCGUCAGUUCCACCAAGUAUGAUGGACUGGUUUAAGCAGGGAAUUGAGAAGGUGGUUCCUCAGCCUUCCUCGGGUCCUGUGAAGAAUGAAACCCCUGCUCCAGCUCCAGCUCCAGCUCCAGCUCCAGCCCCAGCCCCAGCCCCAGCCCCAGCCCCAGCUCCAGUUAAAGUUGAAGCUCCACCACCAGAACCUCCGCCUCCAGCUCCAGCUCCAAAACCAGCUCCAGAAGCUGAGAAGCCUUCUAAUGAUCCUGCACCACAGUCCAAUAUGAUGGGCUGGAUCGUCAGUGAGAUUGGUCGCAUGUUGCCUCAGCCUGUACCGAAGCCGGACUCUGGUGAUGAGGUGCAGAAAAUCAGCAUCACCCAGAAGAAGAACGACCUGGUGUUGGUGGACCUGGAACAGAAUGAACCCAAGACGGAAGUAAAGAAGGUGGAGCAAGAGCCAGAACCCCAAAACAAACCCAAACAGCAGGAGUCUGCACAGGCAGAGGAUGUGGAGCAGUGGGCGCCUCUGAAGGACACCAUCAAGAAGGAGGCCGGGGAGGUGGUUCUGGCUCACAUGGAGGAAAGGCUGCAGCAGGAUCGACUAGAGGCGGCCCGGGCUGCUGAGGAGAUGGCCCGGAAGGCGGCGGAGGAGGCGGUCCGACAGCUGGAGGUGGAGCACUCGGCCAAGAUCGUCAUAGAAACGCUGCCAGAUACCAACGAGCAAUUACCCAACAUCCUGGAGGAGGAAAACGAAGAUGACCCAGAGUUGCAAAAUCUACACGAAGAAAGUGAAGACAGCACAGAGAAUCAUAAAUUGACAGAGGAUAUUAACAAAAACACAGCUGACGAAGACAAAAAAAUUGAUGAUGAAGACCUUAAAAGAUCCCUGGUAGACGUCUGUCCAGCUGAAGACAAUGCUGAAGCUCCGACUCAAACAGACAAAGUGGAACCUGCUCCAGAUGAAGCCAAACCUGCGACUCCGAGUGAAUCUGAACCGGUGGACGAGGCGGACGAAGGUACUCCAUCUUCUACAGAAGCAGAGCCGGCGUCAGAGAGAAGGGAGGUGGAGAGCCCUGUGUCACAACCAAUCACCACACAGCCUGAGCCACAAAACUCAGAGGCUCCGCCCACCAACGCAGAGGGCACUGAGGCAACAACAGAAGAAGGAGGAAGUGGAGGAAACUGUGAUAAUUGUAAAGCUCCAGUGCUGGUGGUGGAGGAUAUGGAUCAGGAUACAGUCCUGGGAAAAUCUCUGAACAUCCCUCAAAUUGUCACAACCCCAGAACCAGACUCUGCUGUCCUCAACGCCCCUAAACUCGGUGAUGAUGAUGAUGAACUGAGGAUGGAUCUGAAGACUCCAGGGGGUCUGACUGCAGAUGAUGAUUUGCGUCCGAUGUCAGCGGCCAGUAUCACCAGUAUGACCAGCGUGGUGGUCCAGGACCGGCUGACGGAGCUGGUCAGGCUGUUUAAAGGUCGAACAGAGCGCCAGAAGGACCGACUGGUGGAUCCCGAUGAAUCUGAGGAAGAAAGUCCAUCUGCAUCUCCAAAGAAAGCUCCACCUGCUGCACCUCCUCCUCCACCUCCACCAGAAGAGAAGAAAGACGGUCCUGCUGAAGGAGGAGAAGGAGAAGAAGGAGGAGAAGGAGGAGAAGAAAAGCCAAAGAAACUGUUUGAGUUUGAGCUUUUGGGACAUCCAGUAAUAAUUCCAUUUCCCAAACUUCCAAAAAUGCCUGAAUGGCUACGACCUAUUUUGGAAUAUCGCUUCCCCGCCAGCAUCGACCCCUUCACUGAUCUGAUCUAUGUCAUCUGGCUCUUCUUCGUGGUUGCGGCAUGGAACUGGAACGUAUGGUUGAUCCCCGUGCGCUGGGCGUUCCCCUACCAGACCGACGAAAACAUCCACUGGUGGCUACUGAUGGACUACACCUGCGACUUCAUCUACAUCAUCGACAUCCUCGUCUUCCAGCCCAGACUACAGUUUGUCCGUGGAGGAGACAUCGUGGUUGAUAAAAAGGAGAUGAGGGAACAUUACAUGACAACAGAGAGAUUUAAGAUGGAUGUGAUCAGCCUGUUUCCUAUGGAGGUGUUUUAUUAUUUCACUGGAGUCAACUCUCUGCUGCGUUUCCCUCGUCUGUUGAAGUAUUCUGUUUUCUCUGAGUUCAACGACCGAAUGGAAUCUGUGAUGGCGAAAGCGUACAUCUACAGAGUGAUCCGAACCUCCAUGUACCUGCUUUAUUCUCUGCACAUCAAUGCUUGUCUGUUCUACUGGGGCUCAGACUACGAAGGCCUGGGGUCCACGAAGUGGGUCUACAAUGGAAAAGGCAACGCUUACAUCCGCUGUUAUUACUUUGCUGUAAAGACUCUGAUCACCAUCGGGGGGCUGCCUGAUCCCACCACAGUGUUCGAGAUCUGCUUCCAGCUCAUCAACUACUUCGUUGGCGUAUUUGCGUUCUCCAUCAUGAUCGGUCAGAUGAGAGAUGUGGUCGGAGCUGCGACGGCUGGUGAAAACUACUACCGGGCCUGCAUGGACAGCACCGUCAAGUACAUGAACUCCUACAAGAUCCCCAAAGAAGUCCAGAACCGCAUCAAGACCUGGUACGACUACACCUGGAUGAGCCAGGGCAUGCUGGACGAACAGGAGCUGCUGAUUCAACUUCCCGCUAAGAUGAGGCUGGACAUGGCCGUGGACGUCAACUAUUCCAUCGUCAGCAAAGUCUCACUUUUUCAGGGCUGUGACAGACAGAUGGUGUUUGAUAUGUUGACAAGGCUCAAGUCUGUCGUGUACCUGCCGGGAGACUUUGUCUGUAAAAAGGGGGAGAUUGGUAGGGAGAUGUACAUCAUCAAACAGGGUGAGGUCCAGGUGGUGGGGGGUCCUGACCUGCAGACAGUGUUCGUCACCAUCAGAGCCGGAUCUGUGUUUGGAGAGAUCAGUUUGCUCGCGGGAGGCGGAGGUAACCGUCGAACAGCCAAUGUGAAGGCCCACGGCUUCGCUAACCUCUUCAUCCUGGAUAAGAAGGACCUGGCAGAGAUCCUGGUGCACUACCCUGAGUCCCAGAAGCUGCUCCGCAAGAAGGCCAAGAAGAUGCUGACAAAGGACAAGAAACCGGAGGAGAAGGAGGGCGUGAAAGAGGCCGUGCAGGUCAUCCCUCCCAGACCGGACACCCCCGAAAUGUAUAAGGCGGCUCUGAAGGUGGCGGAGAAGGCGGGCAUCGAGGGAACGGGAACCUUCGCCAAGCUGAAAGCAGAGUAUGAAGCAUCGCAAACAACAGAGGUCCUGCCUGCCGCCAUUUCUCCAGUUCCGCCUCCAUCGCCGAUGCACCGCCGCUCUCCGGUCCCGGUCAUCGCCAUCCAAGACGAUGACGACACGGUGGCCGAGACCGCCGACAGCUCCGUCAUCAUCCGCAUGACGCCGCGACAGGAAGGGGAGGAGCUUCUGACGGUGGAGGUGUCACCUGGGGAGGGGGAGAAGGGAGAUGGAGAAAAGACGGAGAAAGAGGAGGAAACGGAGAAGAAGUAGAAGAAACAGGACGCAUUUGAUCAGCCUGCCUCCACUUGGUCUUCUACUACAGCUGGUGAGCUCCCAGAAUGCCUUGCAACAACCUCCAGCACUGAGGCGGGACAAAACAGACCCAGUUGAUUCUGGUCUCUACUCAUGUGAUGGACGACUUAUUCUCUGGUUCUUCUCCUGUUUGGCACAUUUUGCUCUUAGUCUCAUUUUAUUUUAAACAUAUGCAGCAAAAGAAAAAGUCAAAAUAUCCACAAAAUAUGUCUUUGUCUGUCAGUCGUGUCCCUGUUGUCAUUCUUUUUCCUUUUUCCUGCUUUUCUUUCUUUUUGUGACGACUUUUCCCACACUUCAACAGAAUUUCAACAUGGACAGGAGCUACAGAAUUUGGUUUCAGCUUUUUAAAAUUAGAAUAUUUAGCUUCUACUCGCCAUAAUCUAAAGUUCUGUGAGUGGAUGUGGGUGAAUUGCAUCUUGGGAGUUGUAGUUAAGAUGUUGCUUUCAGUUUUUAAGUCCUUAGGGGCUGAUUUUUUUUUUUCUUUACUUUUAUUUUUAUCAAUGAACCAGAUCUUUUCUAACCCCUUUUUCUGUCACAUAUUAUUAUUGUUACUAUAAUUAACCAUGAGGGGGUUAAAAUAUCUGGUUUUAUCUUGGUUUGAGUCCAUGAUGUUUGAUGUUUUCUUCUCAUCAUCAGAUUGAUACUGAAGCGUCUCUAUAACAUCGACUGUGUCUUUUCUUCUUUUAAUCAAUGCAUGUGAAUAUAAAUGUAAUAUAAAACUCCCAGAAUCCUUAGCUCUAGGGCUGGGAGUGCUACUUAUAUGGAGCACUGUGGAAUGUGCACUGUGAGAUUUGGCCCAUUUAAAAUUAAUGUUAGAAGAGUAUGAGACUUUCGCCAAUGCUUUUAUUUACGAUGUAAUGCAGUAGAACUGUAAAUAAUGUUGAGUCAAUGCACACGUACACACACGCACAGCUUUUCUACAUUUGUAUUUAUGGAUAUUAUGUUAAUAGACUAAUCCAGGUUGUUGUUAAUAGGUUUAUUUUUUUUGGAGUGUUAAAAUGUGGGUGCUGAAACAAAACUGUUUAAUGUUAAACCACAUUAUGGGAACUAGGUUUAUAUUUUUUAUGUUAUAAAACUGCUUUGAGUAUAUAAAAAUGCAGAGGAGAUGAAAAUAAAACUAAAGAUUUGUAC
Messenger RNA from Sphaeramia orbicularis (orbiculate cardinalfish), 5401 nucleotides. It is a transcript of the gene cngb1a, whose product is annotated as cyclic nucleotide gated channel subunit beta 1a. Gene Ontology annotation, molecular function: intracellularly cGMP-activated cation channel activity; protein-containing complex binding; cGMP binding. The record is from RefSeq and is a predicted model, not a curated record. Gene Ontology annotation, cellular component: plasma membrane; intracellular cyclic nucleotide activated cation channel complex; photoreceptor outer segment. Gene Ontology annotation, biological process: retina homeostasis; monoatomic cation transmembrane transport. The transcript has 40 exons. NCBI's taxonomy places the organism in Eukaryota, Metazoa, Chordata, Actinopteri, Kurtiformes, Apogonidae. Bases 134 to 4228 code for a protein of 1364 amino acids.